AUGUUGAGCGGAAAAAAGGGCGAUUUCUGUAUAACUUCCUACAUAGUUUCUAACUUGUCAGAGUUCGGUUUACAAAUGGAACCCAAAUACAAAUUAACCGAGGCCAAUCUGAACCUAAGAUACGACCUGAACUUCAUAGACAAUGUGCUGCAGUGCUAUGACGCUGAUGCCGAACCAGAAGCGCGCCGUUAUCUGUUGGACUUGUCUUACACCUUGGCACGCAAUCAACUCGUCGAGGCGCGCCGCUUUGCCAAUCUGAGCAAUAAGACCUAUAUAGACGUGAAGGACUUGCGCAUUGCCAAAAUGGAGAAAACAGACGACUUUCAGUUUGGUCCACUGCUGCUGGGCAAGCCCAUUGUGCAGCCGCUCUCGGCACCCUCGGCCACGACCAGCCUGCUGCUGCCGCCCUGGCGCAACUGCCAGGUGGGCGCCAAUGCGGAGCUCAAGCAGGUCCUGGCCGAAACGGAGGCCAAUAAGCUAAUGGACAGCGGCGCACCGCCCAGCAAAAUACCUCGUUUGCGGGCGCCCAAUCAGCCAAAGAUGCUUUGAAACUCUUUCGCGUAAAUAAAACAACGAUUUCUCUAAAAACUUAU
Molecule: messenger RNA, 593 nt
Organism: Drosophila hydei
Lineage: Eukaryota; Metazoa; Arthropoda; Insecta; Diptera; Drosophilidae
Exons: 3
Coding region: 1-549 (182 amino acids)
Source: RefSeq, a predicted model, not a curated record